AUGUCGGCGAAGAGGUCGGCUGCGAGCCCCGACGAGGAAGAUGAAGACGACUUGCCCCAGAAGAAAAUCAAGCAAGAAUCCCUUGAGCCUGUGCCUCUACCGGCCGUUCCGCUGUGGUCUCUUCRUCCCGAUGCUGUGCCUGUUGGCACCAAGAAGAUAUAUGCUAUCUUACGUGGACGCAUUCCAGGUUUCUACUACGAUUGGGAUGCUGCAGAGCGACAAUGUAAAGGAUUUCCUUCCGCGCUCCAUGAGUCGUUUCCGAAGGGUAAACCCAAGAGACUCGACUCCGACAUCUUGGAUCAGGUGGUCCGUGAUGCAGUCACUUAUAUGAACCACGACUCCAGCAAUUGCAGGUACAGCUGUCACAACACCAGCAAUUGUGUUCAACCUAGGCAAGUCGUCCAGACCUCGCAGCAAAACUUCCAGCACAUCGAUGCUGUCGCAUCUCGACCGAGGAGGGAUCGGCGCUCGUGUAGAGCGUGUGGGACACUUCCGCUCCUUGGCCGGCGAAAGGUCUGUUCGGACUGCCCGGCAUUGGACCAUUUUUUGACCAAAGUGCGAUCGUGUGCGGGUAGAUUUGAACUUUGCGAUGAGCAAGUCAAAUUGUUGGAGUCUAUUGCCAUGGGAGAUAAUGUCUUCUUCACCGGCGCAGCUGGCACUGGUAAGAGCCGGGUUCUCGAGGCAUUUUCAGACCUCUUUUCGAGUAUCGAAAUCGCCGGUCAAAUCUUGGCACCGACAGGAAUCGCCGCGCUCCACGUUGGCGGUAUCACAAUACACGUUUAUGCUGGCUGGUCUGUCAAACUAUCCCAAGCUUCUCGGGGGGAGCUGCGCAAGCUUGCGGGAGAGAAGAAAGUGUAUAACCGAUUCAGGAACACAGAUGUGCUUGUCAUUGACGAGAUCAGCAUGGUCGAAAGUGACACCCUGUCUCGACUUUCGUGCAUGAUGCAAGAGGCAUUGACACCUGAUCUCCCAUUCGGAGGUGUUCAGGUAGUAAUCACAGGCGACUUUUUCCAGCUGCCACCGGUACUACCCUUUCGGACCUGCAUCGAGUGUGGCGAAGUUUUAGAGCGCUCGAGCGGAAACUCCAGCCCCGGAACAUGCGCAUCGCAUGGUCACUUCCACGACGCAGACAAGUGGGCUUUCAAGAGCAGCGUGUGGCAGGACUGCCAAUUCAAAAAUGUCCAGCUUGUGACGGUACAUCGUCAGCAAGAUCCACACUACACCGAGAUCCUGCACUACGUUCGCAAGGGCGUUAAGUGGUCACUGGAACAGGAGAACUUGCUUUUCGAUCACUAUCACAACGUCGUAUUCGAUGAUGCCGUGAAGCUCAAUCCAUUGCGACAGCAGGUUGACACGAUCAACGAGACACAUAUGGAGCAGCUUCAAACCCCAACCCAGCGAUACCAGAGUGUGGAUCACUUCCACUGGGAGAAACAUCACCCGGAAUAUCAGGAUCGUAAGAUCACUGCAUCCUUAUCUCAGCAUCGUUAUCAAGAUGAGCUCGAGUUGAAGCAAGGCAUGAAGGUGCUUCUGGUCGCAAACCUUGAUCAAGAACGUGGACUUGUCAACGGUUCAAGUGGAAAAAUCAUUGGCUUUGAAGAGAUGACUGACGCCAAGCUACCUCGCGCAAAGAGAAAGGCAAAUGACACUUCGCUUGAUGGCGAGCCACUCAUCACGCACAAGCACAAACGGUAUGCUCAAGAACGAGUCCGAGAGUUCAAGUAUCAGUCCAAGGAAUCCCAACUAUGGCCCAUUGUGAGAUUCACAAACGGUGUGGAGCGCGUGAUCUACGCACAUUGUUCGAUCACAGAGCUCGGAACUACGGAGCCCUUCAGCCUACUUUCUAAAACCCAAAUUCCUCUGAUCGCCGGCUGGGCCAUCACCAUCCACAAAUCGCAGGGCAUGACUCUGGACAAUGUAGUCGUAACGCUGGGCGAAUGCUUCGCUCCGGGACAGGCGUAUGUAGCACUUUCUCGUUCGAAAAGCCUUUCCACAAUGAUCGUGCAAAGUCUGCCUAGUCAGCGGAAUCUACAGCCGGAUCCAGAUGUCAAGUCUUUCAUGGACAAAACUUUCGGAUGA
Molecule: messenger RNA, 2079 nt
Organism: Ramularia collo-cygni
Lineage: Eukaryota; Fungi; Ascomycota; Dothideomycetes; Mycosphaerellales; Mycosphaerellaceae
Exons: 5
Coding region: 1-2079 (692 amino acids)
Biological process (GO): DNA repair; telomere maintenance
Molecular function (GO): DNA helicase activity
Source: RefSeq, a predicted model, not a curated record